Molecule: messenger RNA, 523 nt
Organism: Mya arenaria
Lineage: Eukaryota; Metazoa; Mollusca; Bivalvia; Myida; Myidae
Exons: 4
Coding region: 66-452 (128 amino acids)
Source: RefSeq, a predicted model, not a curated record
CAGGCGACAACACAACGAGAUAAGGUUCUUGGGACAGUCCUCGUUCGAACCAGACUUAAAUAAAGAUGGAAAAGCUAAUUUUGUUGAUGCUUCUCCUAGGAGUCGCUGCCGCACAAACUAUCCGGACCACAACAAUUGGAGGAUACAUCCGCUUCUACUACGACCAUACCGUGCACUAUUUGGUUGCGGUGACCGAUUCCAAAUGUUACAUUUCACCGCUGACCUAUGCUGAAGCUGAUCACGUGCACACGUCUGGUGGUCUCGAAGAUAUAGAGUUGCUGAUGAUGCGCGAAUGGAUGGGAACUCUACCAGAACAACAGGUUUACCAUAAUGACGUGAAACUACCGCCUCUGAUUGCCCAGUGGUGUAACCACAAGGACAUGAUGUUCCUCUUAAGGCCAGACUUCAACGCGUUGUCUACUACCCCUGGUUCCCCACUCGGUGGACGUUGAUUUCAAAUGGCAUUGAUUGUAUUAAAAAAUACUGUCAGUUAUGACAGUCAGCAAAAUAACAGAAAAUAGAA